Xiphophorus couchianus (Monterrey platyfish) is the source of this 4585-nucleotide messenger RNA. It is a transcript of the gene fam20cb, whose product is annotated as FAM20C golgi associated secretory pathway kinase b. Gene Ontology annotation, biological process: enamel mineralization; protein phosphorylation. Gene Ontology annotation, molecular function: protein serine/threonine kinase activity. The record is from RefSeq and is a predicted model, not a curated record. NCBI's taxonomy places the organism in Eukaryota, Metazoa, Chordata, Actinopteri, Cyprinodontiformes, Poeciliidae. The transcript is spliced from 11 exons. Gene Ontology annotation, cellular component: Golgi apparatus. The coding region runs from base 2603 to 4249 and encodes 548 amino acids.
AUCUGAUCGUUUUGGAAUUUAAACACAAAUGUCACAAAAAGAAAAACAAAUAAAACCUGAAUUAGUUGAGUUUCCAUUUCCUGGUUAGAAGUGAAACGACCAGGCGGCGCAGAGUGUGAUGUCAUCUGAUGUUGGCGCUACACCUGGCUGGAGUAAACAGGAAGUAGAGGUUGCUAACAGGAAGUAGAGGUUGCUAGCUACAUGGGGUUGGUUCCUCUGAGACACCGGUGCCGGCUAACACGUCUCCAUCUCCUCUUUGGAAAAACUUUUGUUUCAAAUUUUUCCGUUUCCAUCGAGAUUUUUGAAUAUUCAAAAAACUGUUGAUGGAGAAACGACAGCGGCUCCAAGUUCUGUCCAGUUUCUGCUCCAGUCUGGGCUCCUUCUGCACCAAUCACUGCAUUAAUGCGGCGUGGCGCGGAGGAGGCCAGACGGACCGGUUCUGUUGAGGUUCUGGAAGCCUCUGGCUCGUUGUUGGUUCCGUUGUUUCUUCUCUUCCUCCACUUUUCCAGCCUGGCUGGUUGGUUUAACCUGGAGUUCCUGGUUAGUUUCAGACAGAACUGGAGAGUUCAUAAGAGAAAUGUUUAGAUUUAUAGUAAACGUUUCCAGUAAUCCUCCCUGAGUCGACCCAGAUGUAAAGUUCUGCUUCCUGCACCAGCGCCUUUCUCUGCGGAAGCAGCUGGUUCUUCCCGGUCUCCGUUAGCGACGAUGCGUGGCUAAUAUGCAAUCAGGCAGGAUGUCAGGUUUGAUUUGUGAAAACAGCCACAGCUGAUGAAUAUGGAAGCAAAGCUUCAGCUUUCAUUCAAACAUCAGGAGGAAACAUGGAAACAUGACGGUUCUGCACAUCUGGACCCAAAGCAGCAGCUGGAACCAGGAGGUGGAGCACGCUGAGGCUAACUGGGGUCAAGAGGUCAUUGUUGUGUGGAGCAUUCAGUCAGACGUGGCGCGGCUUCAGGAUGGAGACGAGUCCGCUGUGAAAAAUGAGUUAUGUUUUCAAAAAGGUCAAAAUGUUCCUACAGUGGUUGGGGUGCGGUCAGGACGAAGGACUUGGCAACAUUUCAGACUCUUUAGUGACUUUUUAUCAAAAAGAUGAGCAACAAAUCUAGAAACUUUCUGUUGUUGAGACUUUUACUGCGACUGCGCUCUGCAGCAGAGGACAGCCGCUCCACUCCGAGGCCACGUUGCUAAUCUAGCUAGCAUCGCUGCUAUUCCAGCUCCUGGCUCACCACCAGGUGGCGUCUGAGUGAGAUGGGUCCAUAUCUGAACACAGGAAUGACAGGAACCAAUCUGGACCGGAACCAACAGGAAAAUUCACCUGCAGAACCACCAUUCAACCCAAAGAGGGCAGCAUUGAGACUGAUUUAGUUAAAAUUUACAGUUAAACAAAUUUACCAAAAUGUAAAUUUUCACAGAAACAUCAAGAUAAAACCAUAAAUGAGCAGCAAAUACAUGAGCAUGAUUAACAGCACUAAGGCCCUCCUCCUGGCCCUGGUUGUGUCUGACUUGUCAGAUGACAGCAGGUCCACAGUCACCAUGGUAACACGCGGACCAGAUAUGGAAAAACCUUUUAUAAGUUACAUGUUGCAGCGGAUGUAGAGUCUGAAUCGGACCCGAUGAAUCGGACCCGAUGAAUCGGACCUGAUCUAAACAUUUAGAUUAUCGGUAGAAAAAGAAAAGUUGUUUUGUUGUUCAGCUCAGUUUGACAUGAACUGAAUGUGAGGAUUUGGUUCGUUUAGUUUCUGCUGUCGUCUUUUGACUUUUGUUCAUUUCCUCUACAAACCUGAGUUCACCGAUUUUACCUCAGCAGCAACAAAACCACCAAUCAUGACCAGCAGGAAGUUCUGCUUGGAAAAGUGGAUGAAGAAAAGACGCAUCAUGCAGGCUGACGCAGAACGGCGCCCCCUAGCGGAGCAGCAGGGAUGUUCCUCUCUCUCUCUCUCUCUCUCUCUCUCUCUCUCUCUCUCUCUCCUCCAAUCUGCGCGCGGUGACGCUGCGUUAAAAGCUCCAGUCCAGCUUCAUCCUGCUCCUCAUCCUCAUGUUUACCCCCGGACCCCCCCCUCUCUCUCUGUCUCUCUCUCUCUCUCGGUGACUCGGUUCUGUUUCUGCUCUCCAGCUGCAGCGCAGUGAUCGCAGUGAUCGCGGCGUGGGCCGCGGCUUUUCACGGGACGUAGAGGACAGCUCUGAUUUCCGGGGACUUUCCACUCUAAGGUGACGUUUCUCCUCCAGAACCGGACCGCCCGCUUCCUGUUUGGCUUCUGGACCAGAGCGGGACGAAGAGAGCCGAGCCGCGCGCGCGCUGCCAGGUCCGGACGGGACCGGACGGGACCGGACGGGAUCGUGGGUCCAGCUGCCUGUUUCCUGUUGAUCCGCGCAGGGAAGAGACGCGAACAGGACCGGGUGGAGGAGUUAGAGCCGCCGGUCCGAACCGAGCCGAACCCGGGCUGUGAAGGCUGAGCCGGUCCUGAAGACGGCCAGUGGAGAUGGUUCCGACCCGCUGUCCGCGCUCCUGCUGCGGCUGGCGGCCGCUCUCAUCAACAUCUGCAGCGAUGUAGUCAGCCUCUUCAUCUGCGUCCUCCUCAUCCUCAGCGACCCGACCCACCUGAAGAUGAUCCUGCUGCGCCGGUUCCGAGUCCUCAUCCUCACCGUCUUCCUGGUGGCCUGCUCCCUGCACAUCAUGGUGGACCUGCUCCCCAAGCUGGAGCGCCAGGGCGCCGGCUGCUCCUGCUCGCACGGCCCGGCCCAGGCUCCGGAGCGCGGCUGGGCCGAACCGGGCUGGCCCGACAAGCACACGCUGCGGAUCCUGCAGGACUUCAGCAGCGAGCCCGGAUCCAACGCGUCCUCCCGAGCCCUGGACCGGCUCCCUUUGGACGGGGCGCCGGCCCCGGAGCCGCCGGGCCCGCGGGGCGACAGGAGCAGACUCUUCCUCCAGGGGCUGGCGGCGGCCCGGCUCGGUCCGGCCCGGGGUUCGAGGCUGGCGCUGCUGUUCGAGCAUCCCCUCUAUAGACGAUCUGUGCCGCCGCUGACGGAGGAAGACACGCUGUUCAACGUCAACACGGACAUCAGGUUCGACCCCAAAGCGGCGGAGAACCAGGCAUGGACCGGCGAGGGCGCCGAUGACGAGCUGAGCCCGGCGGGCGAGCUGACGGCCGAGUCGUACCCCAACUGGCUGCGCUUCCACAUCGGGAUCAACCGCUACGAGCUUUACGGCCGGCACAGCCCGGUGGUGGAGGCGCUGCUCAGGGACCUGCUGACCCAGAGGAUCACCAGCGUGGCCAUGAAGUCUGGAGGAACGCAGCUGAAGCUCAUCAUGACCUUCCACAACUACGGCCAGGCGCUCUUCAAGCCCAUGAAACAGACCCGGGAGCAGGAAACCCCGCCUGACUUCUUCUACUUCUCUGACUUUGAGAGACACAACGCAGAGAUCGCAGCCUUUCACCUGGACAAGAUCCUGGACUUCCGCCGAGUCCCUCCAGUCGCCGGCCGGCUGCUCAACAUGACCAAAGAGAUCCGAGACGUAACCAGAGACAAGAAGCUGUGGAGAACCUUCUUCAUUUCCCCAGCCAACAACGUGUGUUUCUACGGCGAAUGCUCCUACUACUGCUCCACUGAACACGCUCUGUGUGGGAAACCGGACCGGAUCGAGGGAUCGCUGGCCGCCUUCCUGCCCGACCUGGCUCUGGCCAAGCGCAAGACCUGGAGGAACCCCUGGAGGCGCUCCUACCACAAGCGCAAGAAGGCAGAGUGGGAAGUGGACCCGGAUUACUGCGAGGAGGUGAAGCAGACGCCGCCGUACGACAGCGGCUCGCGGCUGCUGGACGUCAUGGACAUGACGGUCUUUGACUUCCUGAUGGGAAACAUGGACCGGCACCACUACGAGACGUUUGAGAAGUUCGGAAACGAGACUUUCAUCAUCCACCUGGACAACGGCAGAGGCUUUGGGAAACAUUCUCAUGAUGAGAUGUCCAUCCUGGUUCCUCUGCUGCAGUGCUGCAGGGUCAGGAAGUCCACCCACCUGCGUCUGCAGCUGCUGGCGAAGGAGGAGUACAAGCUGUCGGUUCUGAUGGCCGAGUCCAUGACGCGGGACCGGCUGGACCCGAUUCUCAUCCAGCCUCACCUGGACGCCAUGGACCGCCGCCUGCGCCUGGUCCUGAAGGCGCUGUCUGACUGCAUCGACAAGGAGGGCUACGGCUACGUGGUGGAGGACGACCUGCAGGGGGCGCCGGGGGCCCGCAGCGGCCCCAGGACGAGGUAGCCAGGGGCUGGGUCCGACCCGCUCCCAGGAGAACCGACUGGACCGCAAUCUGAAGCCCAAACCGAGCCAGAACCACCGGGUUUCACCUGGACUCCUUCAAAUCAACAUGUAGCUUAGAACCAACCGGGUCAGACACGGGUCGUAGGUUAGAACCGGGUCAAACCCAGAACAUGGGCUCUGGUUACGGAGUCAGGUUCCAUUCAGAGAAUUCUGAGGGAAUCAAACUUCCAAACUCACUUCCUUAGUGUGAGCUGCAGACUUUUACCACAGAAGAAGAACUGGAGCUGCAGACUUUUACCACAGAAGAAGAACUGGAGCUGCAGACUUUUACCACAG